Messenger RNA from Mizuhopecten yessoensis (Yesso scallop), 7527 nucleotides. Its product is annotated as serine/threonine-protein phosphatase 4 regulatory subunit 1-like. Gene Ontology annotation, biological process: protein dephosphorylation. The transcript is spliced from 20 exons. The coding region runs from base 703 to 3654 and encodes 983 amino acids. NCBI's taxonomy places the organism in Eukaryota, Metazoa, Mollusca, Bivalvia, Pectinida, Pectinidae. The record is from RefSeq and is a predicted model, not a curated record. Gene Ontology annotation, molecular function: protein phosphatase regulator activity.
AUUGCCUCCAUUCUAUUAUAAUCGUAUGUGGGUCAGUUUUGAUGAUGCGGAGAAGAAAAAUGCCGUCCCAAGUUCUAUAUAGAUUCGAUAUCCUUUCGCGCCGUUAUUUGUAAAUUUCUCAUUCAUAAAAUCGUUUCAUGGUAUGAUUUUUGUGUUAUAGAAAAGUUUAUUUUGGUAUUUUGAGCAGGAAUCAUGUAAGAAUUGUUGAGUGAUAUCUGUGCACGUGUAUUUUGGUUGAAAUUCAAACACGACGCCGAGUUUUUCCGAAUAUCGUGAUGCCAUGAAGGUGGGUCACGUGACCUUGGGUUUCCCUGACCUUUUGAACUGUUGUGUUCGCGCGCACUGAUGUCCCGUUCAAUUUCAGGACGAUUGUAUUUACGAUUUCGUGUAUCAUUUAUCUAUUUUUUCGUUAAAACCUCUAAGUAUUCUAUCUUUAGAUCGUGAUUACUUAAGCUAUUUCAUAGUAUUGAUUUUGAAAUGUUUGCACUUAGUCAUAUAUGAGUAAGAACAUCCUUCAUGAGUGGUUCUGUGAUUAAUGGUAAAUUAGGUCACGCUGCCAUCUACUUCAACGGGGGGAUUCGACAGGAGCCCGCCAAUUUUGGGCUAUUAUCUUGACGAUUUGGACUGGACGACAGCCUCGAUGGAGAAGACGGUUAUGGAACAGAUGACAAGCUUACUCCACUUCAGAAGCUUGAGAAAUACAUGCAGAGUGACAAUGUUUAUACAAGACAAAUGGUGGCAAGAGGUCUGCUGGAUACGUUGCGGGCUGUGGAGAACACGACGGACAGGGAAUGUGUUGCCGUCCUCAAUGCUAUGGUCAGAUUGUCUGAGGACAGUGAUCCAAUUGUUAGGUCCGAGUUGAUGGAACAGGUUCCACAUAUAGCAGUAUAUUGCCAUGAACAUGCUAUAGUAUUCCAAAACUCUGUGCCUUUGUAUGUCCUGCCCAUGGUAGUUAGAUACCUCAACGACCACCACAAUCAGGUUAGAAAAACCAGUCAGGCUGCUCUUUUGGUGCUGCUGGAACAGGAGUUGAUAGUAAAAGCUGAUAUAGAACAACAGGUAGUGAGUGUCAUCCUUGACCUUGCCAGUCCCGACAGUUUGGAUGACUACAGAACAGAAGCUGUGGCUCUGAUGAGCAAAAUGGCUCCUUUGUUGGGAAAGGAAAUGACAGAACGAGUGUUUUUACCCAGAUACUGUGAGAUGUGUACAGAUCCUCUUUUUCAUGUUCGAAAGGUGUGUGCAGCGAACUUUGGAGACUUCUGCACUGUAGUGGGACAGGAGAACACAGAACAACAGUUGCUGCCAAAGUUCUACUAUCUUUGUGAAGAUGGUGUGUGGGGAGUGAGGAAAGCCUGUGCUGAAUGCUUCAUGGAAGUGUCGUGUGCCUGCUCACCAGAUGUGAGACGAGGAGAACUAUCAACCCUCUUUGUCAAUCUGCUCUGUGAUCUGUCACGAUGGGUACGGAUGGCAGCAUUCCAACAACUUGGUCCCUUUAUUUCCACGUUUGCUGACCCAGGAGUAACGGGAUUAUAUUUUGAUGAUGAAGGCAUACUUUGCAUCAAGAAUCCAGAAGUUUUACUAUCACUGGAAAGUGGUGAGAGAUUACAAAACAUUGUUGGACAGAUGGACAAAGAUGACAUGCUCGUGUCUCCUCCUGAAUAUGACGCCAACACUGAUGCAAAUGUUAAGGAAGAAAUUGAUGAGAAAAGACUUGGUGUGGACAUUGUCUGUGAUAAUGACAAUGCUGGAGAACCAAUGGAAAUCUCAACUAUAGACAAUGAAAGUGACAGAGACAGUAUUCUUAAAUCAGAAACAAGUGACACACCUGAUAUAUCGCCCGAAGAGUUACGAGCAAAAUGUUACAAAGAUGCAGAAAAGUCUGCGUCUCCUGAUGUAGACUCUGAAGUAAGAGAAGCUGUUGAAGGUAGUGAACUCAGUGAAACAAACAAAUGUGAACCUCGAUGUGAUAGUGAGGAGCAGGUUUCUGCUUCUGGACAGCAACAAGUAAAGGAAGAAUCGAAAAACAAUUCUGAAGAUAUUUUAUCAAACUCGGCUACAGAAAAAGACAACUCUUCUGCUGGAUCAGAAGAUGUAGUGCAUAUACAUUUAGAUAAUGUAGUAACCAAUUUCAAUUCUUUCCAGUAUUGGCGAACUCCAUUACCCGAGAUUGACUUAGAUUUUGAUAUUGUUAAUGGAGCUGCCACGAACUUUCAGGUGACCACAAAAGUACGAGAGGAUAAGAUGUACAGCAUGUCGGGUCCCCAGGACAGCAGUACGACCAAUAACACAUCAAAUAGCAAUACACGAGCAUCUAGUGAUAGACUGUCCGACACACUCAAUUGGCUUCAGUUGGCUGAAGACAAAGGACCCAGCCAAUCUGUGAUAGAGGAAGGAGUCAAGUUUCACACUGCCAGUGUAAAUACAGUGUGCGAUGAAACGGUUGAUAAUAUUGGCAGUACACAUGUCCUCGGUGAGCAUUUGAAUGAGACCACCAGUAAAAUUGUGGAUGGUGUUGUAAAAGACAUAAGUGGAAGUAGUUUAUCCGACAAUGCAGAAAUGGACGAGGCCCAACUUGCUCAACAACAGAUGUUGAUGUGUUUAAACCAGGAUAUAGUGCCUCAGAGCCUGCUGGAGAGCUACCUUGGUAUGGCAGAUCCCUCGAGGGCCCAAACUGUGGAUACGGAGAUCACACGACACUGUGCCUACAAUCUGCCAGCUGUGGCCUACACAUUGGGUCGUAAAAACUGGAACUGUAUCAAGAUGCUGUAUGAUGUGCUGGCCACGGAUAUGCAGUGGAAAGUUCGUAGAACAUUGGCCUUUUCCAUCCAUGAAAUGGCAUUGAUCCUUGGAGAGGAAAUAACACACCGAGACCUUGUACCUGUAUUUGAUGGAUUCCUCAAGGACUUGGAUGAGGUCAGAAUUGGAGUUUUGAAACACUUGGCAGACUUUCUGAGACUUUUGAAACCUGACAUGCGACAACAAUACCUUACAAAAGUGGAAUGCUUUAUGAACACAGACAACUGUCGCAAUUGGAGAUUCCGAUUGGAAUUGGCAGAUCAGUUGAUGCUGAUGUCGGAGCUAUUCUCCGCUGAUGAAGUCAGCCGCUACCUUCUUCCCCUUGGCAUCACUUUAGCAGAAGAUAAAGUGGCGGAGGUUCGCCAAGCAGCAUUCAGACUGCUCAGCAUCAUGAUGAAACGGAUGGCUGACAGAAAUGAUGAAAAAUUGACAAUAGGUCUAGUAAAGGCCUUGAAGGAAAAAUUUGCUGAGAGUAAUAAGUGGGCAAGAAGACAAGUGUAUGCUCAAUUAAUAGAAUAUGUACUGGAGGAAGAUGCUGUUCCUAUAGAGAUCUUCACUACAGAGUUGGUGCCAAGUCUUUUAUCUCUAUGUCAUGAUGCUGUGCCAAAUGUGAGAAUUUCUGUUGCCAAAACGAUGUCUCGACAUAUAUUCACUCGUGAAUAUUUUACAUCGCCAAAGAAUCCUCUUUAUGAGGAGAUGUGUAGGACACUGCAGAAUUUACAAUCCGACAGUGAUCGUGAUGUGCGUUUCUUCGCUUGCCCCCAGCAAGAUACCUGUGUAGACAAUGAGGAAGACUUUAAUCCUGAUUAUAUACAAGCAAAUAAUUUCGCACAGGAUGAUGAAACGCUUCCUGUUUAAGCCAGAGGAACCCAGAUGUGUCCGUUGUAUAGGGGACUCAGGGACCAAGACUCAACUGUAUGCAAUGUCGCAGGCUGUGAUAGCUUCGCACAUGUGUUAGUAAAUUGAAUGAUUUGUGAUAAUUAAAAUCAUGCCGAUAGUACAAGACAGAUGCUGGUGUCUUUAGGCCAUGUUUGAAGAAUAUUUCUGUUUUCUGUUAUGUUCAAUAGUCAAAACAUCUUGUAGAGUUCAUUGAACCAGUGAAAAAACUAUCCUUUACAAAAGUUGGGUCCCAGUGAGUGAUGAACUUUGUCCCACAUUGGAAUUAAUACAAGACAAAAUGAGAAUUGCAUUGAAAAGUUACAAGACUGACUAAAUGACCUAAAUAUGUUCCUGAUUGAAGAACACUGAACAAUUGGAAGACUGACAAAGAAGUUUGGGCACCCCCAAUAAAGUUUUGAAGUAAAGGAAACACAUAUUUUUGUAACUUGGCCUAACUUGUACAAUGUAUACAAAUAUAUAAUCCAACUGGGGCUGUGACUUUAUGUUGUGUGUUGUCUGAGAGCAGUAACAUGUGACUUUGUGUUGUGUGUUAUAUGAUGGGAGUGGCGUGUGACUAAUUGUUCUGUGAGAGGAUUAAACGACACUGAAUGAUCAUUGAUUGUUUUGCCAUAUUGGCUAUACAUGUAACUUCACCUGAUAGAUAUUAUUGUUCUGAGGUAAAAAAUUGAAUGCCUUGUUUGCCAAACUGUAAUAUCUUACUUAAGCACACAUGGCUUCAGUUUCUUAAAUACUCCUUGACCAAGACUUUUUCUUAACAACGUUGCUUAAUUUAAAGGGAAAUGCUCAAACUUGAGCUGUGGAAUAUUUGGUAAACUGGCCUGAACCAAUGGCCAUUGUCCAGCCUUUUGGUAACUUUUCAUCCACUUUGGCUUGUUGUACAAGUCGUAUGCUAAGCACAAAGUGGUAUAGUGGAUAUCUUGGGUAAAAAGAACAAGGAAAUUUACUACUGCUUAUUUUCUAGACAGAUCAUUAUGAAUUGAUAGUUACAAAUGAUCUACUACAGUAAAACCUUUAUAUUUCUGCCAUUUAUCUUGAAAAAGAAUGUGUCAAGGGGAGAGAAAGGUAUAAAGAAAUUAUUUCUUUUAUUGAUGAAUAGAUGUGGGAUGUUGAAAUUUGUUUAUGGUAAGCGAGAUGAAAAUUGAAUGAAAUUAAUGGCACUGUAUGAAUGUUUUACUGUAGCUUUGUAUUCUGUUUCUCAUGUUGGCAACACAGGUUUCUUGCAGUCCAAAGUGCUGUGUAUUUGACAACUUUUCAACUAAUGAUAUACAGUAUAAUAGUAUAGUUGAGUCCCUAGUAGCUGCCAAGUUGUGCUACUUUACUAGUCUGAACUUCACACGGAAGGUUGUAUGCGGGCUGUUUUACCCAUUCACCUGAAACUUCAACAAACAUCCGGCUCUUAUAAAGGGCUUAGUAUUUGUAGGACUGAAAGUCCAGAUUGUAGAGUAUUUAAAGAUAGAUGUCCUGAAUACAUCAACACGAGUAACGAAACCUAGGGUCCAUUUGACCUUUUAUUUAUAUAUAUUGGUAUUCUUUUAGACAAUAAAUCAUUAUUUAUGUACGGGUUUAUACUAAGAUUUUAUAUAGAUUGUUGUAUGGUCCAGCUGUUUUAAGUGUUGUUGGCUUGCUAACUCAAAAUUUCUAUAAGCUGAAAUUGGACAAAUGUAUUUUAAGUGCUUGUUUAAAAUCCUGGCACACAGCUUUUGUUAAAUUUCAAUAAUUUUACAGUUAACAGCACUUUAAACAACCGGCCCCAGGUAAUUUAGUGCUGGGUUCAGAUGGCUUCAUUUUCCUCCUGUUUUUUCAUGGUGCCUUAAAGAAGUUUAUUUAAGUAUUCCUCAUUUGGGUACAAGUGAUUUUAUCAUCAAGUCACUAUUUUUCUCAUUUUGGCAAUAGAAUAGUACGAAUAAUAUUUUGUCUACUUGAUUUUGCAAUCUUGCAGUCAUCUAUUCCAUUCAUAUCUUGUUACUUGGCAAUACUUUUAUAGAUUUAGCAAAUCGUUAAUCAUUACUGGAUGGUACAUUCGGGAUGAAUUUGCUACAAAUCUACCUCAUCGUCAUUGCUAGUCAUAGGAAUAAAAUCCAAAUAGUUGAUGAUUUUUCAGAAGCAUGAAAUUCAUUGCAGUCAACAACAAUACUUUUUACUUGUUUAAACUUAAAACCUGGUUUAUGCUCCACUCAUAGAAGGAUCAAUGUUAGCCUACAAUGCAUCAACAAUGUUAUUGUUAACUUUGCCUCAAAUGUCAAAAACAAAACACCAAGCCAAUUAUCUUGAUUAAAAACUGUAAUUCCUUGUUUAUAGGCUUUUGAAAUAUUUCGUAGAGCAACUGAUGUUAAUUGGGUUAUUGAGUCAAGACUGCAGAAAAUGUACUACAAUGUUGUAUAGAAAUUACUGUUAUGUAGGGUGCUAAAAUUGUGACAUUGGUUUAAUGUAGAAAGCCUGGAACCCAAAAGUGCUUGGAAUACUGUACUUAUUAACUCAUUCACCCCUGAAAACUUAUUUGAACUCUGCCAAUUCAAAGGUUGGAAUAGUUAAUAAUGAAAUUUCAGGGGUGAAUGAGUUGAAAUGUUUCACCACCACUUUGAUUAUUGCACAUUUAAAACAUCAACAAAAUCCUUGCUGUAAAAUAAAAAUAAAAAAAUGAAAUUAACAUUUGAUAAAAUGAUGGUUAUUUAAAUUGGUUCAAAAUUACAUUGUAAUUUGUGUCAGAUUUGAAGGCUUUUCCUUUUUGUUGAUGAGAUUUUGAUACCAGUCUUCCUCUACAGGCUAUAUAUUUUGAAAUGUUAUAAAAUUGUCGAGUUAUUUACACUGAGGAUUAUGUAACUGUCGGGGAGGAAUCUACAAUAUGCCUGCUAUUGUUUUCUCUGGGAGUGGAAUGAGUGCCACAAUCAAAAUCUAGAUAGGGCCAGUAUCUACACCCCACGUUGGUCUAGUGUGAUAUGUCCAAGAUGGUGAAAACUAUCUUUUAUAAUAAUUACCAAAGAUUUGAAUUGAGGAAAAUAUCCUGCAAUUGAAAAAAAUAAAUGUAUUUAUGGUUGUAGCUAAAGUAAAUCUACAAAAAUAUUAACAAAUAAUAUUUGUUUGAAACAAUUUGGGUUUGUAGAUCUGAUAGGUGUGAUAUCGACCGACUCCAACACUUACAGCUGUAGUCAUGUAUAAACAUGUCGGUGGCGUAGCAUACAUGUAUGUUCAAGCAUACACGAACAUUUUCAAGAAGAUUUUUUUUAAUCUGAUAUUUUUAUUAAAGUCUAAUGUAUCGAUCAUAAAAAAUAUUCUUGGAAAUUUUAGUCUGACGUAACAUAUAGACUCUAUCGUGUUCUCAGAUAAUCUAUUAAGGGCGUUAUAGUCUUUUCAUACUAAAAGGUGUUCCCAGAACACGGGUGAUUGCUUCUAGGGCCUGCUAGAAUUUUUUCCAUCUAUGUAAGCAUACCCUGCGAAAAAUGAUUUGCUACGUCACUGCAUGUGUAACCACCUAUGUACAGCACGGUUCUGUAUCUAUAAUACUCGCCAGUUCAACGUUACCGCCAUCAAAGCUGGGCUAUUAUUUUUUGUGGAUGAGACUUGGUUGGACAAUGGGAAUGAAACGAGUUGUCACUGGUUGUAAGUGUUGGUAUGGGGUAGAAACGUGUCCAGUCUCGUCAUGUUAAGGCAAUAUUUGUACCAGUGUAUGGACAGUGCUACGUUCAUAACAAGACGGCUGGUGGAGUGUUGAGCAUAUUUCUGAUUGUCUUUCACAACCUGAAUCCAUUAAUUUAUUGGAUAAUAUGUGAUUUUGAGUGACCAAGUAUUUGAUAUUAUUGAUUUUUUAAGUGGUAAAUAAAAACAUGAAACGAU